AUGUCUGAACCUGAGGAUCAUGUCCUUGUCGACGAUGUAGAACGUUCGUCUGAUUUGAACGAGCACGUGCUCACCAAUACGAAUGAAGAAUUGCUUGAAUUCAUCAGGGAGAGGUUAAGUGAGAUUGGGCGUUCAAGUACUGGUCUCGGAGUUGUUUUUUACAAACUCAAUCUUGGGAAUUUAAAUCUACACUCGUCGAUGCUUUCAGGACAUGUCAAAAUUGCUCAACAUUUCCCUCAUUUACGGAAUGUUGAUUUAAGUCAUAACGAACUCACUGAUUUGAAAUUUCUAUCUGAUAUGCAUUCAUUAGUUAUUUUAAAUGCUAGUAGUAACAAGAUUAAAUCAUUACUUGAUUUCCAUAUGGAUGAACAUCCUUCAAAAGUUUCAUUGAUUGAGGCAAAUUUCAGUAACAAUCUGUUGACGUGCUUUGAUCGUUUAAUGCCAUUUUCAAAGAGUUUAAAAAGGCUAAACAUUUCAAAAAAUAAUAUUGAUCAUGAUCUAGAAGAAUUAAAUGUUCUAACUCAUUUGAUGGAGUUAGACAUUUCGAAUAACCGUAUCUCGUCAUUGAAUUUAUCAGAAUUGAAAUAUUUAAAAAUAUUGAAUGCAGAAAAUAAUCAACUCCAAUCUGUUUCUGGCAUUGUUUGUUCGUCGCUACAGCAACUCAAUUUGAAGAACAACAAUAUUCAACAUUUAUCUCAGUUUCAAGCUCUAACAUUCGUUUUUAAAUUAAAUUUAGAAAAUAAUAAGAUUGAGAGAUUCGAAGAAGUUAAUUAUUUGGCAGACCUUACAUACAUGUAUGACUUGUCAUUACUUGGAAACCCAUUCCUCAUCUCACCAACGGAUGAUUCACUACAAGUUUCAACGAUUUACAAAAACUCAAUUCUCUUUCGAUUACCUCAAAUUGUAAUUUUAGAUCAGUUCGAAGUGAGUAGUGAAGAGAAAGUGAGAGCCAUGUUGUUCCAUCAACAACAAUCAUUAGAAAAUAAAUCAGAGUGA
Naegleria lovaniensis is the source of this 996-nucleotide messenger RNA. RefSeq lists its product as uncharacterized. The record is from RefSeq and is a predicted model, not a curated record. Gene Ontology annotation, molecular function: protein binding. The coding region runs from base 1 to 996 and encodes 331 amino acids. The transcript has 2 exons. Lineage: Eukaryota; Heterolobosea; Eutetramitea; Acrasida; Naegleriidae.